This is a messenger RNA of Cynara cardunculus var. scolymus (artichoke), 1510 nucleotides long. Its product is annotated as serine/threonine-protein kinase UCN. Gene Ontology annotation, molecular function: protein serine/threonine kinase activity; ATP binding. Gene Ontology annotation, biological process: protein phosphorylation. The record is from RefSeq and is a predicted model, not a curated record. Lineage: Eukaryota; Viridiplantae; Streptophyta; Magnoliopsida; Asterales; Asteraceae. The transcript has a single exon. The coding region runs from base 8 to 1228 and encodes 406 amino acids. Gene Ontology annotation, cellular component: cytoplasm; plasma membrane; nucleus.
UCCGAUAAUGGCCGCGCCACCGUCACCGGAGCUCCACCUUCACCACCUCUGCGCCAUUCAAGUUUUAGGCAAUGGAGCAAUGGGUACAGUCUUCCUCGUUUACAAUCACCUCACUGACCCAUCUGCCAACUGUCCUUUCGCCCUCAAAGUCGUCGAGAAGUUAUGUCCUCAAGCCAAGUUGGACGCCGACCGCCGUGCGCGGUGGGAAGUCUCGGUUCUUGAAGGGCUGAAUCAGAAACCCCACCCAUUCCUUCCCUCCUUAAUUGGAGCCUUCGAGACGGAAGAAAUCCUCGCUUGGGCUAUCCCGUUUUGCCCCGGCGGUGACCUUAACGUUCUCCGCCACCGUCAGAUGGACCGCGUUUUCUCUCCGGCCGUCAUCCGGUUUUACCUGGCGGAAAUCGUCUGUGCGUUACAGCAUCUUCAUAGCAUGGGAAUCGUGUACCGUGAUUUGAAACCUGAAAACAUCUUGAUUCAACAUUCGGGUCACGUGACUCUCACGGACUUCGAUCUCUCACGUACCCUCGCCCCGAAAUCAUUGAAGUCGUUAAUUCUUUCUUCUUCAGAGCUGCCGGAAAUCCAGCCAGAAGUAAAUAAACACCACCGGAAACUAACACGUUUGUUUCCGAUGAUGGGACGCGAGAAAACGCAUGUCAAGUUGAAGAAAGCAAAGAGCGCACGUGUAUCUCCCAUGACACGUAAGAAUGCGAGCUUCUCAAACGGCGAACGCUCGAAUUCAUUCGUCGGAACGGAGGAGUACGUGGCACCGGAGGUGGUGCGUGGCGACGGCCAUGAGUUCGCCGUCGACUGGUGGGCAUUAGGGAUCCUUUCGUACGAAAUGCUAUAUGGUACGACACCGUUUCGUGGGAAAAACCGAAAAGAUACGUUUGGGAGAAUACUAAUGUUGCCACCAAAGUUCACCGGAAAACCAACGCCGUUGACGGACUUGAUCACGAAGCUACUCGCGAAAGAACCCACUCAACGGCUAGGGUACACCGGAGGCGCGUGUGAGAUCCAAGAACACCCGUUCUUCAGCGGCUUGCAAUGGGAGCUACUAACGGAAGUGUUACGCCCUCCGUUUCUUCCGUCAAGAGACGACCUUGAGUUAACGCCGAACCCAGAUGGUAUCAACAUAACGGAGUAUUUUCAGAAGCUUAGACAACUGCCGUCACCGUUAGAUUCUCCGUCAAGAGAUGACUGUGGAUAUAACGUCUCAUUGACGGAGUUCUAACACACGUGUUGAGUUGCUCUACUAUUAACUAUGCUGUGUACAUAUAAAAAUAACGGUAGGCCGUGAAAUAAAGACGGCGUUAGGUGGGUAGGUGAGCCGUAUUUCGGGGUGGUAUAUGUUUUUUAUGUACGGUAUACUGAUGAUGGUAGCAGAGGUGAGUUUUUUUGUAAAGAGGUAGGAGAAACGCGGCGACGGCGGCGCGUGUAAUUGGGAGGCUAUCAUUGUUGUGGGGACAUAAAGAAGCUUGAAAUGAAAUGAAGGCCUAGAUUAUGGCUUUUUUUG